Messenger RNA from Fukomys damarensis (Damara mole-rat), 1649 nucleotides. It is a transcript of the gene Ccdc3, whose product is annotated as coiled-coil domain containing 3. The annotation marks the transcript as partial. Lineage: Eukaryota; Metazoa; Chordata; Mammalia; Rodentia; Bathyergidae. The record is from RefSeq and is a predicted model, not a curated record. The transcript is spliced from 3 exons. Gene Ontology annotation, biological process: negative regulation of gene expression. Gene Ontology annotation, cellular component: extracellular region.
GUGUACGCCCGGGUGCUGGCGCUGCACCCCGAGGCGCCCGGCCUCUACAACUACCUGCCCUGGCAGUACCACGCCGGCCAGGGCGCGCUGCUCUACUCGGCCGAGGUGGAGAUGCUGUGCGACCAGGCGUGGGGCAGCAUGCUGGAGGUGCCCGCCGGCUCCAGGCUCAACCUCACGGGCCUGGGGUACUUCUCGUGCCACUCGCACAGCGUGGUCCAGGGCUACUCCUACUUCUUCUUCCUCAGGAUGGAUGAAAAUUAUAACCUCUUGCCUCAUGGAGUUAACUUCCAAGAUGCCAUCUUUCCAGAUACACAAGAAAACAGAAGGAUGUUUUCCAGUCUCUUUCAGUUUGCAAACUGUUCCCAAGGACAGCAGCUUGUGGCUUUCUCCAGUGACUGGGAGAUCCAAGAAGACAACAGGCUCCUGUGCUCCUCCGUGCAGAAGGCCCUCUUUGAGGAGGAGGACCACGUCAAGAAACUGCAGCAGAAGGUGGCCGCCCUGGAGAAGCGGAACAAGCAGCUGCGCGAGCGGGUGAAGAGGGUCAAGCGGUCGCUGAGGCAGGCCCGGAAGUACGGGCGCGGCCUGGAGCUGGACAACCAGAAGCUGAGCGAGAAGCUGGCCGCAGUCGGGGCGCUUCCGCACAUCAACGCCCUGGGGCGCGAGCCCGCGCGCGCCCCCUACCUGCGCGGGUAGUAGGUGCAGGGGCGGCUGGGCCCACACCAGUCCGGGAGGGCUCGGGGAAAGACGGGCUUUCGUACGUGCACUUGUUCCAUACUGUAUAGACAUCUCCUGUAGCGUCUCACCGGAUAGGAUGGCGGUCUUGCUUUCUCCUCGGGUGCCGCCUCUUCAGUGUGGGGCCUGAGGUCCAGGGGCAGCGGGACGCUUGAGGGCUGUGUGCUUGUCCGGGGUCUGGCCUCAGCGCCUGGGAGCAGCUUAGGAAGUGCCCUGGCCGGGGCGCGCGCUUCAGUGCACAGGCAUCCAGGGCACAGCCCUGGCUUCUCACACUGUGGCUCCCGACACCUGGGCCCAGCCAGCCUGUGCCGAGGGCCCCGCCGAAGUAGGACGUGAAACCUUUGGCGCCCCUUGGCCCACAUCCUUACUCCGGCGGCCCCCACCUCCCCAGCUGAGGCAGGUCGGGCCUCAGUGAGCUCAUGGCAGACAGGGAGUGGAUUCUGCGUGGGAAGCUGGCAAUUAGCCAAGAUGAACUGCAGUUGGUUCCCACCAUCGGCUCCAGGGCUACCCCGAUCAGUGGGCGCUCUAGGUUGUCUCGUCGGGAGGGCAGUUGCUUCUGUGGGGCUACCGCACUCCAUCAGGCUCUGUCUGAAUCAGCAUUUAGCUCAGCCACUGCUAAAUAUUAACUUCUUGUUUGCCCAUAAUUGCUUCCAAAGUCUGUGUUUGAGGUGAGCUGCCCCAAUUCACCGUUUCUGUUCCACAAAGACUCCUCCCUACCCGCGGGAUCAGUGACCGCACUGCAUCUCCUCCCAGGCUCCCAGAGGGCUUUUUCCAGAGGUUCCAACAUCUGCUUCUUUAUGCACCCCCUCCGCGGCCACGCCCGACAGUCACAGCUGCACAGCAGCACACCUGCCAUGACAGGUCCUUAGGCAGGCAGAACCACUGACCUUCAGGAAGAGGCUUUCCAGGCAGCAGAA